CUUGCUGGGAAAACUCGUCAACCCGCCAUCUUUCCUCAAAGCGAGUUAGGGCAAAACAAGCGGUGAUCUGAAGGGUUUUCCCCGAAAUAAACCCACCGGAGCGGCUCCACCUCAGCUGUCCGUGUGAAUAAGAAGCUUAAAGAGGAGCGGGCGGAGCGGAGGGCCUGACUCGGUUUAUCUAUCAACUGUAAAAUCCAGAAAUCCGCCGACAACAUGGGCCGCUCUCGCAGCCGCAGCUCAUCCCGAUCCAAGCACUCCAAAAGCAGCAAGCACAGCAAGAAGCGGAGCCGGUCCCGGUCGCGGUCCCGAGACAGGGAGCGCUCCAAGAAGCGCUCCAAGUCCCGAGAGGCGAAGAGGAACCGGCGCAGAGAGUCCCGGUCCCGAUCCCGGUCCACCACAGCGUCGUCCCGCAGAGAGAGAGCGGCGUCUCCGCCGGACCGCAUCGACAUCUUCGGCCGAACGUUGAGCAAGAGGAACGCGCUGGAUGAGAAGCAGAGAAAGGAGGAGGAGGAGAGGAAGGCGGAGAUGGAGCGGCAGAGGAAGAUCCGACAGCAGGAGAUCGAGGAGAAGCUGAUCGAGGAGGAGACGGCGCGGCGAGUCGAGGAGCUCGUGGCCAAACGUGUGGAGGAGGAGCUUGAGAAGCGGAAAGACGAGAUCGAGCGGGAGGUGCUGCGACGCGUCGAGGAGGCGAAGCGCAUCAUGGAGCGGCAACUGCUGGAGGAGCUGGAGCGGCAGCGGCAAGCCGAGCUGGCGGCACAGAAGGCCAGAGAGGAGGAAGAAAAAUCAAAGCGGGAGGAGUUGGAAAAAAUCCUGGAGGAGAAUAACCGCAAGAUCGCAGAGGCUCAGGCCAAACUGGCUGAGGAUCAGUUGCGUAUUGUGGAGGAGCAGAGAAAGAUCCACGAGGAGCGCAUGAAGCUGGAGCAGGACCGUCAGAGGCAGCAGAAGGAGGAGCAGAAAAUCAUCCUCGGCAAGGGCAAGUCCAGGCCCAAGCUCUCCUUCACCCUGAAGGCCACUGAAUGAGACUGCUCCCCCCUUCGUCCGCAGGUCACCCCCCCAUCCAGCUCCUCUUUCUCCUCCUCCUCAUCAUUCAGCCCCACUCCUCCUCCUCCUCUGUGGAACGCUCGCUUCGUUUUGGAAGUGCUGAAGGAAGGGGGGCGCAACCAGCGUGUUAACUCACUCCCUCCCGGCUUUGAACAGGAGGCAGCUCUUCGCCCUCGAAGGACCAUCCCCGCUCCUCCUCCUCACCCCGCUGCACAGAUGACUCUUGUGCUUUUUUUUUGUUUUAUUUUUUAGAAAACUUGAACUUUUUUUGAUGUAGACGCUCUAACGUGUCCCUCGCCCUGCCACCCGGUUAAGUCUUAACUCUUGUGCUCUUCUUACAGCCUGAAAGGCAGACCUGAUAGGCGUGUGACUGUCUAGCUCGGUUCGGCUCAUGUGCAGCAUGGGAGUCGGCCUGUGGGUUUCCUGUUUGCAGACUCUGUGGUUUACAAAUCACAGACUUUAAAAAAGCACAGCGAACUUCCCGUCCAGCUCGCCCUCCAUUUUAAAAUCCUGCUCCUCCGCUUCUGCUUCAGCUCCGCCUGCCGUGUGCAUUUUGGCUUUUUAAUGUUGUCCGAGAGGAUCAAAAAAAAAACCAGGUGAACCCACCGCCCGACUCCCAGUCUGCCCGCGAUCGAACCGCCGAAACCUCCUGCAGGAAACGGAGGAGAGAUGGCGUUUUCCUGUCUGAUGUAAUGUCAUGUGCCGCCUCUCCCUCCUCGCUCCGAGUUACAGAUAAAAAUGUUAGGAGACAAAAAGCCACAGUCCCUGUUCUGUCCCUCAGUCAGUGCUAGUAAAUUAACGGGCGAGGUAAGUGUUGAUUCGUAGAGGACUGAUUCGCACAAGUUCAGGUAAGGCGAGGAUUGAGGUCAGCCCGAGCGUGUGUGUGUGUGUAAAGAGUGUGUGUGUGUGUAAAGAGUGUGUGUGUGUGUAAAGAGUGUGUGUGUGUGUGUGUGUGUGGCUGACCUCAGGUGGGUAUGUAAAGACUUUUUGUUAUGUUGUGGCAUCUUGAAUUUGUCAUGUAACCCCCCCCCCUCCCGACUGUCAAGGGACUGAACAGAUCAAUAAAUCAUUGAAUGCCUACA
Messenger RNA from Archocentrus centrarchus (flier cichlid), 2123 nucleotides. It is a transcript of the gene arglu1a, whose product is annotated as arginine and glutamate rich 1a. The transcript has 4 exons. The record is from RefSeq and is a predicted model, not a curated record. The coding region runs from base 214 to 1020 and encodes 268 amino acids. Gene Ontology annotation, molecular function: cadherin binding. Lineage: Eukaryota; Metazoa; Chordata; Actinopteri; Cichliformes; Cichlidae. Gene Ontology annotation, cellular component: nucleoplasm; mitochondrion.